UUUUGAAUAUGGCAACAGCACAAGUACUUCAAAAAAAUCAAGUUUACCUCUUCCGACUCCAAACAUUGAUUAUAGAUGGAGGAACUGCAGUCGUAAGGAAUAUAUUUGAUCAGAAGAGAACAAAUGUCCCGCUAAAUAUUCUUCUGAAUAAUGAAAAGGGAACAAUAAAUCGUCUGAGGGCAAGUAAAGCAAUAACUCAGACACAAUUUGAUUUGCUGUAUCCACAGAGUGGUCAGCUCCCAACUAUAGCUGACUUUGAUCUCACUCUUGUCAUAUGUUUGCUACGGAACCUGAAAUGUUGUGGUUUAAAUAAACAUUUUGCAUGGAAUGUGAUACCACAUCCAGGAGACACUUCGCUUGAAGCAGAUAUAUGUCGAUUGAGAAUGUUCAGAAAUGAAAUAUCACACAUAUCCUCGACAACUGGGAUACAUCUGCCCAUAUUUAGGCAGAAAUGGAUGGAGAUCGAACAGGUACUCAAUCGGCUGAAUCUCCUUAAUCCUGUUCAGAACCUGCAACAGCUUAUCCAUGUAUACAAGUGCAGUCCUCUUGAUCCAGAGGCUGAGAAAAAGUUACAAACAGAAAUACAAAACUGGCAAAACACGGAGAAAGGCUUAGAAACUGAAAUACAUCUUGUAAAGAAAGACGUAUUAGAUGUAACAAAGGAGGUUGGAAACGUUAAAAAAGAAGUUGACAGCGUGAAGGAAGAUGUUAAAAUAGUGAGGAAAGAUGUAGCAAAAGAGGUUGGCGAAGUAAAAGAAGAUAUUGACGAAAUGAAGAAAGAUGUAGCCAAAAAGGUUAUCAAAGUAAAAGAAGAUGCUGUCGAUGUGAAGAAAGAUGUAGCAAAAGAGGUUGAUAAAGUAAAAGGCGCUGUUGGUGAAGUGAAGAAAGAUGUAGCAAAAGAGGUUGGCAGAGUAAAAGAAGAUUUUGUCGAUUUGAAGAAAGAUGUAGCAAAAGAGGUUGGCAGAGUGAAAGAAGAUGUUGUCGAAGUGAAGAAAGAUGUAACAAAAGAGGUUAGCAAAGUAAACGAAGAUGUUGCCGAAGUGAAGAAAAAUGUAGCAAAAGAGGUUGACAAAGUAAACGAAGAUGUUGCCAAAAUGAAGAAAUAUGUAGCAAAAGAGGUUGGCAAAGUAAAAGAUGAUGUUGUCGAAGAGAAGAAAGAUGUAGCAAAAGAGGGGGGCAAAGUAAAAGAAGAUGUUGCCGAAGUGAAGAAAAAUGUAGCAAAAGAGGUUGGCAAAGUAAAAGAAGCUGUUGGUGAAGUGAAGAAAGAUGUAGCAAAAGAGGUUGGCAGAGUAAAAGAAGAUUUUGUCGAUGUGAAGAAAAAUGUAUCAAAAGAGGUUGGCAAAGUAAAAGAAGCUGUUGGUGAAGUGAAGAAAGAUGUAGCAAAAGAGGUUGGCAGAGUGAAAGAAGAUGUUGUCGAAGUGAAGAAAGAUGUAGCAAAAGUGAAGAAAAAUGUAGCAAAAGAGGUUGGCAAAGUAAAAGAAGCUGUUGGUGAAGUGAAGAAAGAUGUAGCAAAAGAGGUUGGCAGAGUAAAAGAAGAUUUUGUCGAUGUGAAGAAGGAUGUAGCAAAAGAGGUUGGCAGAGUGAAAGAAGAUGUUGCCGAAGUGAAGAAAAAUGUAGCAAAAGAGGUUGGCAAAGUAAAAGAAGAUGUUAACGAAGCGAAGAAAGAUGUAGCAAAGGAGUUUUGCAAAGUAAAAGAAGAUAUUGACGAAGUGAAGAAAGAUGUAUCAGAUGUUGGCAAAGUAAUAGAAGAUGUUGCCGAAGUAAAGAAAGAUGUUGACGUAGUGAAGAAAGAGAUAGCAAACGAUGUUGGAAAAGUACAAGAGGAUGUUGACGCAGUGAAGGAAAAUGUCACGCACCAUAUGAAGGUAGGCAGUAAUUAUAUCCACACCUUUUCUGAACUACAAGUAGAUAUUUUAUUGUUCAAAUAUCACGAAAAGCUGGAUGAAAAAAUGAAAUCUAUAGCAUACAAGCUGUUCCAGCAACGUUUAGAUGGCGCUGAAUUACGCCUGAAUUACGCCUUCUUGACCUUAAUAGAUCUUCAUUAA
Messenger RNA from Mercenaria mercenaria, 2045 nucleotides. Its product is annotated as E3 ubiquitin-protein ligase DZIP3-like. The transcript is spliced from 4 exons. Bases 9 to 2045 code for a protein of 678 amino acids. The record is from RefSeq and is a predicted model, not a curated record. NCBI's taxonomy places the organism in Eukaryota, Metazoa, Mollusca, Bivalvia, Venerida, Veneridae.